Messenger RNA from Armigeres subalbatus, 1449 nucleotides. RefSeq lists its product as uncharacterized. The record is from RefSeq and is a predicted model, not a curated record. Bases 1 to 1449 code for a protein of 482 amino acids. Lineage: Eukaryota; Metazoa; Arthropoda; Insecta; Diptera; Culicidae. The transcript has 5 exons.
AUGAAGCGCCAUCGACAGCCCAACUCAACUGCUUAUCAGAAACCCACCUUGGUGCUCAAACAAGUUUCGUCAUCCCAGGAUUCAUUAUUUUUCGAAAGGAUCACCAGCGGAAUUCCAAUACUGGCUGCUGCAAGACAGGAAUUGGACCCUAAAGAAUUGACGCUUCCUAUAUUCGACGGCAUCGAUGCAAUAGGAAUACAAAUCCGCAGUUGCGUGGGUGUAAUUUCCGUUGUCUCGCUGUACAUUCAUCCCAACAUCAGUGUUUCACAAGUGCAAAUCGAGGGUUUUUUAAGAAGUGUUCCUCAACCGUGUAUAGUGCUUUACUUUUACUAUAACAAGAAUGGAAGAAAAUACGCGGCACGCAAGGCAUGCAACAUGAUCUCUGAUGUUUGGAAAACCUUUGGCAUUCCAACUCGACGAUCAGAUUAUCCCCUGAAGAUGUUGUUGCAGCUCCAUGAUAAAUGGAUUGCCUUGAGGAAGAGCAAAUGGAGAGAUGAAGAAGUUCAUAUUCAACAACGGACAAAUUUUGAUUUGAUUUUGAAUGAACUGUUCGAUAUUGGCCAGAAGGGCAAUUCAGUUCAUACUGCGGCUGUGAACAAUGUUCCAGAUAAACCAGCCGUUUUUAAUAAUUCUACAUUCGAGAGGAAUUUUGACAUGAGCUAUUUGGACAACAUAGAUACGGACCCGGAUUUUGAACCCCCGGAAAAGAAAAAAAUGAAAACAUGCGUAAGUCAAGAUUUAAGUAUGGCACUCGAUCGCGGUGGCAUUUCGAACGCGAAAGCAACAAUGAUUAUUGCGGCGACGGCUUCUAGUCUAGGCCAUCCGAUUGAAGAAUUGAAUCUCUCUGUUUCGACCAUUAGACGUGCUCGAAUGAAAAUUCGCAAAUGUGUUGCAAAUGAGAUGAAAGCAAGCUUCUCGUCAGACGAUUAUUGGGUUGUGCAUUGGGAUGGGAAGCUUUUACCGGAUUUGACCGACGGUGGAUCAGGCCAGUUAGUUGACCGUCUUCCCGUAAUUAUUUCUGGAAAAGUAACAGAACAGCUGCUUGGAGCACCCAAGAUAGAAACUGGAACUGGAGCAUCACAAGCAGAAGCCGUGUACAAGUGUUUAGUGGAUUGGAGUGUGCAAGGCAAUGUGGAUGCAUCUCUGCCCUGCAGUAUUGACAUUCAAACAGCAUACGAUAAUGUACACAUAGCCUUCUUCGUGGGCCAAAAGAGAAACAUCGGAAUUACUGAUUGCCUCAUCAAAUCCGUUUAUAAUCUGUUCAAAGAACGUCGCCUGACGAUCAAUCUAGGAAGCAAUCUUGUAGUCAAACGUACAAAGUGGAAAGGUCUGCCGCAAGCAUCACCGCUAAGUCCAAUGUGCUUCAAUCGUCUAAUUCAUAGGCUUUUUCGGUCGUCGGACAAUACCGUUAUACUGGAGGAUUUCGCAGAUGAUAUAACAUAUAUCUAA